Molecule: messenger RNA, 1258 nt
Organism: Drosophila novamexicana
Lineage: Eukaryota; Metazoa; Arthropoda; Insecta; Diptera; Drosophilidae
Gene: meigo
Product: solute carrier family 35 member B1 homolog
Exons: 3
Coding region: 112-1131 (339 amino acids)
Biological process (GO): UDP-galactose transmembrane transport
Cellular component (GO): endoplasmic reticulum membrane; Golgi membrane
Molecular function (GO): UDP-galactose transmembrane transporter activity; UDP-glucose transmembrane transporter activity
Source: RefSeq, a predicted model, not a curated record
AAUCAGCGUUUUACGCUUUUAAAGCACAAUGCCAGGUGUCCGUGGAGAAUAAUUUAGUUUUCUAAGAAUAAAGUUAAAUUAAAGAAGAGUUAGCAAAUCGAACCGACGCCAAUGAAUAUACCGGAACACAGCCGUUUCGCUAUCUACGCGUUGGGCAUUUUUUUUGCCUACUUUCUGUAUGGCAUAGUCCAGGAGAAGCUCACGCGCGGCCGGUAUGGAGACCAGUUGCAGCUGGAUGGGAAUAUCGGCGAGCGGUUUACCUAUACCCUGGCCCUGGUCUGGGUGCAAUGCUUUUGCAAUUACCUCUUUGCCAAAGGCAUGCUGGCGGUGAAACCACAAAAGGAGGACACCACACACACGGGCUACUAUGCGGCCAGCUCGCUGACGUAUCUGUUGGCCAUGGUGUCCACUAACAUGGCGCUGCGUUGGGUGCCUUAUCCCACUGCCGUUGUGGGCAAGUCGGCCAAACCGAUCCCUGUUAUGAUACUUGGCGUGCUGGUUGGACGCAAAUCCUAUAGCUGGACGCGUUACGCAUGUGUGCUGACAAUUGUACUGGGUGUCAUAUUAUUCAUGUACAAGGAGAGCAAGGUGGCCAAUUUGCCACCAGAGACAACAGGAUUGGGAGAGCUGCUGCUGUUUUUGAGCUUGGCCAUGGACGGCCUAACUGGUGCCGUGCAGGAGCGUAUGCGUGCGGCUAGUGCGCCCUCGGGUCAGCAAAUGAUGUUGUCCAUGAACUACUGGAGUACCCUAAUGCUCGGCGUGGCCAUGGUGGUAACAGGUGAAGGCAUGGAGUUUAUACAGUUUGCUUUGCGUCAUCCGGAGGUUUGGAUUCACUUGUCCAUGAUUGCGCUGUGCGGUGCCUUGGGUCAGCUUUUUAUCUUUCUGAUGGUUGCCAAUUUUGGACCGUUGGCUUGCUCAGUGGUCACCACCACGCGCAAAUUCUUUACCGUUCUCUGCUCUGUGCUGCUAUUUGGUAACGUGCUGAUCGCUCGUCAAUGGUUUGGUGCCGUUUUGGUCUUUGCGGCGCUUUUUACGGAUAUGUUGUAUGGCAAAAAGGAUAAUGCGGCUAAGAACAAGAAACCGCCUGGCGAUGGCAAGCUAAAGGAGGAACAAAAGAAACUAAAUUCAUAGAAUUUAUUAUAAUAAUAGCUUUAUUUGUCGUACAAUACAAAUCGCCCUUAGUUUAGUUUAGCUUGUGCUGUAAAACGUACAAAAGUAAAAAUGUUGUAUUAAGGAGCUCAACAACUGCAUUCCCAAA